UAAAUGAUGACAGAAUUUUCAUUUUGGGGUGAAUUAUGCCUUUAAGAUCAGCACUUUUGUUUUUUUCCACCUUAAAUCGGCUGGAUUAAAUAUUAAACAUUCAAUUGUCAAUUUAAUUAAUGAUCAAUUACCUAACAUAAUUCUCAAUACAUCAAAGUAAGUGCACAAGCUUAUAAUACACUUUAUACUGUUAUGGUUAAUGUGCGUGAGAGAUGUGUAAAGUAGGAUUUUCCUAUGUAUUUGAACAUUUGAAGACGUAAAAAACUAUAAAUGUUAAUCUUUAUACCACGGUUUUAAUUAGGGUAGACAGUUUUGGUAUUUUCUUGUGUGCCAAGUGAUUAGAAAAUGGUAUUUUAAUUAAAAUAAAAUAUAUACUGUUAUUUACGAUGUUGAGUAAGCAUGGGAGUUAUUGGGUUAUGAAAUAUUUUAGGAGUAUUGCAGAAGCAAAUAUUACUCAUAUUGUGAGUCAUCCUGUUUAUUGUUGAAGUUUGAUCUAUUAGUUCAUUCAUAUUAAUUAGUUGCUCAUCAUCUCUUCUCAAUUAAGUUUUACUGGCUCAAAUUAUCAUAAAAGACUCAGCAGGCAAGGUUUUUAUUAAAUGUCAACUAAGUCUUACUUGACGCUUGAUUUUCUAUAUUUGUAAAUUCUGCCAUCUAGUGGGCAAUACAGUGCACUGUUGUAAGUGCACUACAUGCUAGGUUUCUGUGCACCUCAAACCCAUGAGCCCUUAACAGCCAUUUCCUUUUGCAUUGUUUUAAUUAAACAUUUUUUAUUGAAAUCAUUAAAUUGAUGAUAUUAAAUAAGUAAGCAUAUUAAAUAAAUGAUUCAGUCGUAUGUGUAAUCACGGCUCCUGAGGCUAGUGUAGAGUGCGAAGUGUUUCAUUUAUAACCUAUUACGUUUUCGCAUGUUUGAAUUAGACACAUUUUGAGGAAUGAUGUUUAAUUGUUUCAUUUCGACAUGUCAUGUGACAUUUUUUCAUAGUGAGUCAACUCUGAAUUCACACCAGCCUGUUUGACUCAGUCUUUCUUUUCCUAUUAUCAUCAGCUGUACGGUAGACAGAUCUUCCUGCCAUUGCACUGCCAUUGUCUCCUCUGCUCCUCUGCUCAGCUCAGACUACACACUUAGAAAUUGUUUUGUCUUGUGUCAAAGUUUACUCUGUUUAGCUUCACGUGUCUCUUCACAACUUCAUUUCCUCUCAGCAGAGCUCAUGGACGAGUAAGCAUUUUAGCAUUGUACACAAUGACGACAGAUCAGUCAUCUUUAAACAAGUUUUUAUGAUGACUAAAGAUCACAAGAGAUUUUCAGGGUACUCUUUAACUCUUGGGAACCCGCCACGUCAUCACACAUCAAACAGCAGUGACUUGUUGUGUAGGAAAGACUAGUAAGGAGGAAUGAUUGGAAUGUUUGGUAAUCCUAUAACACAAAACACUUCUCAUUGAUGGUAAUAAUGUUUUCUGGAGUGGAUUUCAGUUUUGGACUAUUUUUUAUUGUGCGUUACAGAACUUAAUUUGUUACAUGUUCCACAUGCUCAAAAAAACUGAAAUAAGUAAAUAAAAAAAGCAAGCAAGCAGCAUUCUACGAUGGCCGAGAGAGCUCAGCGCGGUGCAAAUAGAAAAAACACCUGCAAAUUAUGAAAACAACUUCGUCAAUUUUACAACACACGCUGCAAAUGCUCACAACACAAGCAAAUAAAGAAACGCACUGCAAAUAGAAAAAAACACCUGCAAAUUAAGAAAACAACUUCAUCAAUUUGACAACACACGCGCUGCAAAUGCUCACAACACAACCAAACAAAGAAACGCACUGCAAAUAAUAUUCUUUAUUAGGUUGUGUUGUGAGCAUUUGCAACACAAAUUGAUUGAAGAUGUUUUCUUGAUCUGCUGGUUCUUUUUUUAUUUGCACGUGUUUUCUGAAGUUGCUGCGCGUUGAGCUCUCUCGGCCAACGUAGCAUACUCUAUACUUGAUGCUCUACUUAUAUGCAUGUGACGGAAACACAAGACCGGAAGCACAAGCUCAUGCAGUUUUGUGUUCCACUGCAUACCAAAAUUCAGACUGAUAACCUUUGACCCCUGAAUUCACAUAGCACAAAGACAUUUGAACAACAGAUGCUCUAAGCAUCACAGAUUGAUCUCUUGGUAAAAGUCAAACAGCACACACACUGAAAAAUGGCAAGUUUUGCUGUCCAACAGGUGUGAUGUCAGUUUGUUUCAGGUAAGGUGAUUACAGCAAUGCAAUGCAAUGCAAUGCAAUGCAAUGCAAUGCAAUGAAAUGAAAUGAAAUGAAAUGAAAUGAAAUGAAAUGAAAUGAAAUGAAAUGAAAUGAAAUAAAAUAAAAUAAAAUAAAAUAAAAUAAAAUAAAAUAAAAUAAAAUAAAAUAAAAUAAAAAAUAAAAUAAAAUCUUUCCACUAUCAACUUUUACUUGUCUGACAUUCAAUAAAUCUGUUGGCUGUCUGUCAAACUAUUAUGCAGACAGGCAUAUCGUACAGACAGAACAUACUAUAUAAUAAAUACAAAUCUGAUGCAAUUAGCUGAUAAUUAUUUUCAUAUAUUUGACUGAUAAAUUGUACAGACAGGAUAUACACUGAAAAAAAUUGAAGUAGGAUUUCCUUUUAGACAAUUUUCACUCUCACAAUGGCAAGUAGCACAUUGAAUUAAACAUGAAUUUUUAAAGUAGAAAGACUUUUAUUGUAAAACUUACUUACAAUAAUCUUUGUCUUAUUUGCAAAUAGGAUUCUAAUAUAUUGAGGUCUAAUGAUACAAAAAUUCUGUCCAAAGUGAUAAGAUGAUGAUUAUUUUUAUAUUUUGACUGAUAAGUAGCUGAUGCUAUUUUCAUAUUAUUUAUUUUUUAUAUUUAUUACUUUUGUGUGUGUGUGUGUGUGUGUGUGUGUGUGUGUAGAGAGAGAGAGAGCAAAACACUGCUAACUAAAAAUCAGUUAUUUUAGUGCAUUUAAGCAUCUCUACAUUAUAAUGUACUGUAGAAAAAAUUAAUAUUCAUUUGAGAUUUUCUAAAUAAUUACAUUUAACAGUAUUAUUAGUAUUAUUAAAUGCAUUAAGAUUUUUACAGAUCAACUUUAGGCAGGCAAAGGAAAUUAAAAUGUUCAAAUUAAAUUGUUGAACUCUGUAGUUUAUGCAUUAGCAAUAAUUAUUAGUAUUUUAAUGUAGGUCAAUAUAUACAAAUUGCAGUGUAGUAACACUCAUUUUGGAUGUUUUUUUUUUUUUAGUUCCUCUUCAUUACAGCUCAUAAGUCUUACCACAAGUUCGUCACUGAAAUAGACAGUGUUUCAUUUCAGAAGUCGCAAAAAGCCCAAACCCCUUUUACGCUUCUUCAGAAGUAUUCCAACCACGAUUUGCUGCAUUCAGAAAGAGAUUUUAAUAACCCUUCUGGAAUGUGGACUGUCCAACAUUAAAUCAAACUGCAUGUAUUUUGUUUGUGUCUGCAACAGAUAUUUAGGAAUGAGACAUUCCAACUCCUCGUUGAGAGCUCCGCCCCAGGUUUCAUGUGUGGCUGUCUUCUCUCUCAGAGCUGAGUUGAGUGCUAGCGCAGCUGGACUUCAAAAGGAAGUGGCUGUGCGGUGAAGUUGAGCUCUGUGGGAGGGCACUAAGUGUUAAGGGAGUCAUGCAGGGGAGACGCUACUAGAGCGCGCUGAACAGCACAGCGGUGUGUUCCAGGGCCAUGCUCCGCAGGUCGCCCUGCCACAGAGGCAGGGUUCAUUUUGACUUCAGUGAGGAGGUGGUGAAAAGGCUGCACACCUCCACCUUAAGUUUCGAUGUGGAAAAUGGCCCGUCUGCAAGCUGUAGUCCUUUGGACCCCCAGGCCUCACCAGGUUCUGGCCUGGUUCUGCACACAAACUUUCCCGGCCACAACCAGCGGCGAGAGUCCUUCCUCUACCGCUCAGACAGUGACUAUGACCUCUCACCAAAGUCGAUGUCUCGAAAUUCUUCUAUCGCCUCAGAACUGCAUGGGGAUGACUUGAUAGUCACACCUUUUGCUCAGGUUCUAGCGAGCCUUCGAAGUGUCAGAAACAACUUUACUGUCUUGACCAACGUUCAGUGCACAUCUAACAAGAGGUCCCCCGUGUCCAACCAGCCCCCCAUCACCAGAGUGUGCCUACCUGACGAGUCCUACCAGAAGCUGGCCGUGGAGACCAUGGAGGAGCUGGACUGGUGUCUGGAUCAGCUGGAAACCAUCCAGACAUACCGCUCCGUCAGCGACAUGGCCUCCAACAAGUUCAAGAGAAUGUUGAACAGGGAGCUGACGCACCUCUCUGAGAUGAGCAGAUCUGGCAAUCAGGUGUCGGAGUUCAUCUCCAACACCUUCCUAGACAAGCAGAAUGACGUGGAGAUUCCCUCGCCUACACCUAAAGCCCGCGAGAAGAAGAAAAAGCAGCAGCUGAUGACUCAGAUCAGUGGUGUGAAGAAAGUAUCCCACGGGCCCAGCCUCAACUGCGGCAUCGCUCGCUUCGGCGUCAAAACCGACAAAGAGGAUUUACUGUCAAAGGAAUUAGAAGACCUGAACAAAUGGGGCCUGAACAUCUUUACAGUUUCCGAGUAUUCUAACAACCGGCCUCUCACUUGCAUUAUGUACGCCAUCUUCCAGGAACGAGACUUGCUUAAAACAUUUAAGAUCCCGGCAGAUACUUUUGUGAUGUAUAUGAUGACCCUUGAGGAUCAUUACCACCAAGAUGUGGCCUAUCAUAACAGCCUUCACGCUGCUGAUGUGGCCCAGUCAACUCACAUUCUGCUGUCCACACCUGCUCUAGAUGCUGUCUUCACGGAUCUUGAGAUCUUGGCAGCCAUUUUUGCAGCAGCUAUUCAUGAUGUGGACCAUCCUGGAGUUUCAAACCAGUUCCUCAUCAAUACAAACUCUGAGUUAGCGCUCAUGUAUAACGAUGAGUCCGUUUUGGAGAACCACCACUUAGCUGUGGGCUUCAAACUUCUCCAAGAGGACAAUUGCGACAUCUUCCAGAACCUCACUAAGAAACAGAGGCAGUCACUCCGAAAGAUGGUCAUCGACAUGGUACUUGCCACAGACAUGUCUAAGCACAUGAGCUUACUGGCCGAUCUGAAGACCAUGGUAGAGACGAAGAAAGUGACAAGCUCAGGAGUUUUACUUCUGGACAACUACACAGACAGGAUACAGGUCUUGAGGAACAUGGUUCACUGCGCCGAUCUGAGCAAUCCCACCAAGUCUCUAGAGUUGUACCGGCAGUGGACCGACCGCAUCAUGGAGGAGUUUUUUCACCAGGGUGACAGAGAGAGGGAGCGUGGCAUGGAGAUCAGCCCCAUGUGUGACAAACACACUGCCUCGGUAGAGAAAUCACAGGUGGGUUUCAUUGACUACAUCGUCCACCCGCUGUGGGAAACCUGGGCCGACUUGGUGCAUCCGGAUGCCCAGGAUAUCCUGGACACACUGGAGGAUAAUCGGAACUGGUACCAGAGCAUGAUCCCCCAGAGCCCUUCCCCACCCUUCUACCAGCCCGACAAAGAAGGCAAUGGCGGGGGUUCAGGGCCUGACAAGUUCCAGUUUGAGCUCACACUAGAGGAAGAGGACUCAGAAGGCACGGAAAAAGACGAACAGAGUCAGGGUGACGAGGAAGAGGAUGUGGAAGAAGAAGAAGAAGAAGAAGACAGAGGGGAAGAAAUGGAAUCUACUACACACAUCCAGAUAGUUACCGAAGACGCCUCACCUGUCGACACAUAGGACUCAGCGUCUCUUAAUAGGCGGUAGCUGUUUUUUUCCCUUGCGAGAGGAGCAAUCUUGCAGUUGAUGCUUUUUAAAAAGCCCACAUGGGGUGCUUUUUUAGGCCCUCGUGGGAGGAGGAUGUCUUGCCCUCCUUGCACUUACGUUUGGAGACAGUUUGGUAGGAGCUCUCAGGAAAUAAAUGCUGCAGACAUUUUGGACCUGAACAAUUGACAGGCGACUUUGAUAAACAUGAAGGAUUGGGGCCAACGUGGACAGUUUGCUUGUUUGUUUACCUGGUGGUGAGGAGUAGACACUACUGAGAGGAUUUCUCUUUUUUUGUACCAACACAAACUUUUUGUAAAGCUAUGGGUGUGUGUGAUGAGGUCAAACAUGAACUACUGAAGAACAAGUAUUUGUAAAGAGAGAAACUGUUUACUUUUCUGUACCAUUUGUCUAAAGACUGUGUGCCUUUUUACUAUUGUCUUUUUAAUAGUCUUUUAUUUAUUGAACACGUUUUAGUAUAACUGUACGUUGAAAUGUUUUCGUUUUCUAAAGCAAACCAGACCGAACAUGCAGAAUUGUUUUAUAUCUACGCUGGAGAGAGAACUUAGUGUCUUCCUUUGUUUGGCAAUAUAACUUAAUAAUCCAAACAUCUGACAAACGAUCAGAAAACUAAGAAAUGAUGACAGAGGCACUUUCUGUUUAUUCUAGCUACAUUUGUGUCGGACUUUUUAAAUAUGAGCACAAACUCUGUUUAUUUGGAUCCGUACAUCAUCCCAUCCCACAUUAGGGUAAAAGAAUCUGUGUUAGGUAAAUGCAUUGUUGCACAAAAAACUUUAAAUACCCUUAAAUAUGAAGACCCCAUUUACUUAGAUCGUAAAACAAAAUACAAGCAAUCCCACCCCCCAAAAAAAUCCAAUCACCAGGGGUCUCAUAAUGUACAAAAUCACAGGGGAAGCCAAAGCUUUAUUCACUUAAACAUUAAUUUGCUUUUGACUCAUCAUAAUUGUCUUCCUCUCAGCAGUAGUUUUUCAUUCUUCCCAUCAUACCACAGACACACAGAGUAAAAGCAGUCUAAACUAGCUUUUGUAGCUUUUUUACACACUUUGAUACAGAACAUUUCCUCACUUGUCUUCUAAAUCAAAUAUGUUAUCUUUUCUUGUGAUUGGCUCACUUUUCAGACAGAUAAAAACACUGAUGUAAAUUGAUUUCCUUCCCCAUCCCGUAAAAAAAAAAAACUUAAGGUUUGAAACUUCUCACUUAUAUUUCCUCUAGUACUUCAACAAUUUCACUCGACAGUUUUCAACAUGCCAGUUUUAUAAUGAAUCUAUUGACAUUAGCAUUGUCGUCUCACACAUAUAGUCACCAUGUGCAGUUCAUACUUUGAGGUACUUUACCUACCUUACACUCAAAGUCUCAACAUUGGAAACAUUUAAUGGCCAAAGUAGCAUGCAAAUGUAUGUUUUUGCACACAUAUAUAUAUAUAUAUAUAUAUAUAAAUAUGUGUGUGUGUCUACACAUUACUGUGUUUGUGUGUGCAAGCGUCCGUCAGGUCGCUUGAUCACCAGCCCACGCUUUUCACGACUCCUUCCAUUCACUUUGUUUAUAUGCGCUCAGAUUGGUCCUCUACUGUUUAUAACAGUGUAUUUAUUACCGUUGACUGUACAUAAGAAAAAAAUGUUUCUUUGUAAAUGGAUUAAUUUAUAUGCACUUGCAUUACCUAAAACUGGUGGUGUUUCUUGUGUAGUGGGCUCUUGGACUGAGUCUGUUUUAUUUAGUAAUAUUGUUUAUGUUUUAAUAUAAAUAAAUAUAUAUUAUAUAUACUAUGUAUGAAUAUAUUGCACAAUUUUCAACUGCCCAGAACAGUAGCCUAUGAGACACGCGACCCAUUGGUAACGGGGAGAGUCUGUAGAUAAGACAUAAAUGCAUACUGUAGACAUCUGUCAGAUAUUAGAAGCUUUGUGUAUCACUGUUUGGUGUAACAUCGAUAAAUCAGUAUCUCACGAGAUUCUCCACAGAAUGUGGCCCUCAAAUAUAUACAACAUUUUGAAUGGAGAUUGCUAAAAACGGCUCAGAAGUGGCCUGUAAAUGCACAUUUACAGGAGAGGAAUUGGUCACCAAUGUCACAAUCUCUGAACAACAAUGUGAAAUCGAUAUAAUUACGAAAAUGUGAUCUUCUGUAAUUAUUUGUGCUAAUGUGAACUAUUUUUCUGACCUUGUUAGCAGUUUUGAAAUUCAAAUUGUCAGUAUAACUUUGUUAAUCUAUGUUUGAGAUCUUUUGGUCCGAUUUGCGUCCAAAAGGAUUCAACAGAAUUAGUGCUAUCUGCAUGAGGGAUGAGUUUUUAUCGUCUGGUUAUCCCACAUUGUUGCAGGUGAAUAUUCAAUGUUUCACACAAUGUAUGGUAAUAAUAUUGUAUAUUGUGUUCAAUAAAAUCUGAAGCUACUUUUCUAUGAAGUGAUUAAAGACAAAGCAUGAAUAUA
Onychostoma macrolepis is the source of this 8161-nucleotide messenger RNA. RefSeq names its product phosphodiesterase 4B, cAMP-specific a (gene pde4ba). Gene Ontology annotation, cellular component: cytosol; perinuclear region of cytoplasm; nucleus. The record is from RefSeq and is a predicted model, not a curated record. Gene Ontology annotation, molecular function: 3',5'-cyclic-AMP phosphodiesterase activity; transmembrane transporter binding. Bases 3671 to 5698 code for a protein of 675 amino acids. The transcript has 15 exons. NCBI's taxonomy places the organism in Eukaryota, Metazoa, Chordata, Actinopteri, Cypriniformes, Cyprinidae. Gene Ontology annotation, biological process: signal transduction.